Emericellopsis atlantica is the source of this 2469-nucleotide messenger RNA. Its product is annotated as ABC1 family-domain-containing protein. Gene Ontology annotation, biological process: lipid homeostasis; mitochondrion organization. The transcript has 2 exons. The record is from RefSeq and is a predicted model, not a curated record. Bases 346 to 2151 code for a protein of 601 amino acids. Gene Ontology annotation, cellular component: mitochondrial inner membrane. NCBI's taxonomy places the organism in Eukaryota, Fungi, Ascomycota, Sordariomycetes, Hypocreales, Bionectriaceae.
ACGCAGACACGCGCGAGCAGGCACUCUACGCGACUUUCGCGUCGUCACGUGCAGGGAUCAGCGCCACUGGUCAUGACGCUGCUGUCAACAAGAACAGCCCGAACUGGAAAGCACUGGAGUGGCGCGUGGGUCCCUGUCUGUGGCGCGAUCCCGAUCUCAACCGAGGGUUCAUGCAGGUCGGCCAACAAAAAAAGUUGUCGAGCGACUGUGAUCGUGCCAUAAUAAGUCGCCAGACUUUCGGGGCCGGCCUCUAAAUCACCCAAUGAGUCUGUUGGAUUCUACCAUGAUCGAUCCGUUAUAAAACAUUAUACAUCUCCUUGAGAAGACAGAGCAUCGGGCGCACUGAUGAAUGUCUUCUCCCUAUCUGGCCCUGGCGUCCGCGCAGGGGGCCGUCUGUGGAACUGUACAGUUUGUCGCAACCAGACAGCAGCAGGCGUCGCGAGAAUAGGGCAACGAUACAACACAAGGCCCUUCACGUCGAGGACAUACCAAUCCAAUGGAGGCAAGAAGGGGCAAAGAGAAGGGCCUCGCAAAGCGCUGCUCUGGGCUUCGACCGGGACGGGCACGAUUGGUGCGACUUUCCUGGCAUUCAGCGACGACAUCAAGACCGGCAUCGACGCGACGGAGCGGACGACGAGGGUGGCCACGGCGUUGGCAGUAUGCAUCAACGACUACCGGACGACUUUGAACACCCGCGAAACUACGAGCGACGAGAAAGAGAAGGAUGAGCUGCUCAAAGCAUGUCACCAACGUUGUGCGGACCGCACCCUCAAGGUCUUGGAGAAGAAUGGCGGCAUAUACAUCAAGCUCGGCCAACACUUGAGUGCGAUGAACUACCUGCUACCGAGCGAAUGGACGACCACAUUCCUACCGUUGCAAGAUAAAUGCCCCGUCUCCUCCUUCGAGUCCAUCCAAGACAUGUUCAAGAAGGACACUGGCGAGGACCUCUGGUUCUACUUCUCCGAGUUCGCAGACCAGCCAAUUGGCGCCGCAUCUCUCGCGCAGGUUCACAUCGCAACAAUGAAAGAUACCGGGCGCAAAGUGGCUGUCAAAGUCCAGCACCCAGAACUCGAGGCGUGGGCGCCGCUCGACCUCGCCACCACGCGAUUUACAUUCUCGACCCUCAAGCGCUUCUUUCCCGAGUACGAUCUCGAGUGGCUCUCCUCCGAGAUGGAUGUCUCCCUGCCCAAAGAACUCAACUUUGUGGAAGAGGCCGAUAAUGCGCGAAGGAUGAAGGAGCAUUUCGCAAAGCUGCCUGAGCUUCCCCUGAUCAUCCCAGAGGUGCUCUGGGCCAAGAAGCGCAUCUUGGUGAUGGCCUGCGAACCUGGCAAACGACCCGACGACCUCGAGUAUCUGGAUGCCAAUGGCAUUGAUCGCGACGAGGUGUCGUCGACCUUUGGCCGCAUCUUCAACGAGAUGAUCUUUGGUGACGGUGCGCCGCUCCACUGCGAUCCCCACGGUGGAAACAUUGCGAUCCGAAAGAACGACUCUCGGCGAAGAUUUGGCCGGGGCCCGAACUUUGACAUUAUUCUGUACGACCAUGGACUCUACCGGGACAUUCCCCUGCCGCUACGACGAUCCUACGCAAAGAUGUGGCUGGCCGUCAUUGACGGCGACGUGCCCCGUAUGAAGAAGUAUGCCUACGAGGUUGCGGGCAUUGAGGAGAAGGACUUUCCUCUGUUCGCCUCCGCCAUCACAGGCCGUGAUUACAGCAUCGUCAGCAAGCAAGGUUCGAUUCUGCAGACACGCACCUCGGACGAGCAGCAGAACAUGAGUGGCGCGUUGCAAGAAGGACUCAUUGUGGAUCUCGUCCAGCUUCUAAGCCGCGUUCCUCGCAUCAUCCUGCUCAUUUUGAAGACCAACGACUUGACCCGAAGUCUGGACGAGAACCUGCAGACCAGGCAGGGUCCGAUACGAAAUUUCAUGAUUCUCGCCCGAUAUUGCGCCAGGACAGUCUUCUAUGAGAAGUUGGAGGAGAUCAGGGCGACAGGAUCGUUGAUCUGGCCAGCAAAUGCUCUGAGGAUGUUUGCCGCGUGGCUCAGCUUUGCACGGGUCGAACUCAAGCUAGAAGCCUUUGAACUAUACCUUGGUGUCAAGCGGAUGCUUGGAAUGCAGAGCACGGAGUUUGGGAGCAGUCCUCUGCAAACAUAGAAGGAAACCCGCAUAGAAUGUACUAAUUUAACUGUAUAUACGACACGUUGCCAUGAUCCAGCUGUUCUCGACUUAUAAAAAUGCUUCUUAAUCCAGCCUGACAUUCUAGGGAGAGUACCAACUUUCUCAGAGACAAGAAGAAGCAAAAGGUUACGCUCGAUGUGUCGUUCGAAGACGAAUCUUCUCAACUGCCAUAUAGAAUGGUGCUUCAACGGGGAUGGCACAAAAAGAAAAAGGACUCAAAAAGAUGAUUUCGCCCGGGCUUGAACCGGGGACCUUCUCGGUGUUAACGAGAUGCCAUAAACCAACUAGACUACG